Messenger RNA from Giardia duodenalis, 996 nucleotides. Its product is annotated as putative Histidinol-phosphatase. Gene Ontology annotation, cellular component: cytoplasm. The transcript has a single exon. NCBI's taxonomy places the organism in Eukaryota, Fornicata, Diplomonadida, Hexamitidae. Bases 1 to 996 code for a protein of 331 amino acids. The record is from RefSeq and is a predicted model, not a curated record. Gene Ontology annotation, biological process: L-histidine biosynthetic process. Gene Ontology annotation, molecular function: histidinol-phosphatase activity.
AUGCCUCCUUGCAUUUAUGACGUACACACCCACACGUUUCUAUGCCAAUGUGCUGAAAAGGUAAUGCCACGGGUGUACUUUAAACUGGCAUCAGAGUUGGGAUAUAAAGGGAUAGCGUACUGCUGCCACAACCCUUUCCCUGGAGACCUAGUAACUCCCCAGCACAGAAUGGCUUAUGAAGAGUUUGAGUUGUUCAUGACAAUGUAUCGACGAGAAUGUGCAUUUGCUCGGAUUCACCUUCCAGAGUUGGACAUUCUUCUUACGAUGGAAGUUGACUACCUUCCCGAUGCUCCACAUCUCACUGAAGAUUUUAUUGUGAGCCACCUUGGAGACUUCGACUGUGUCCUGGGGUCUCUGCACUAUUACCAGGAAAUUGAGAACGCGUGCUCAGACAAGGAAAAACAGAUUAAAGUGUACUUUGAAACCUGGGUACAGGCGCUCAGAACAGGAUGGUUUCAAGUCAUGGCGCACAUGGAUUUUAUUAAGGUUGUUGUAGGCAUGGAGUGGGUUCGCAGAAACAGGGAGGUGGUCCACAAGCAUGCAGAAAGCGCCAUCACUGAGAUGGCGAAGUACAAUCUGGCGCGAGAGAAGAAAGGCCUCGAUCCGGUUGUGUUAGAGCUCAACACUAGUGGAUCUCAGUAUGGAGACGACUUUUUUCCAGCUGAGUCCCUUGUGGCUUAUGCUGCCAAGAUGAAUAUCCCUUUUUGCUUAUCCAGUGACUGCCAUCAGGCGUCAGAAUUGGGUCGCAACUUCAAGGAAGCCCUUUGCUGCCUGAAGAAACAUGGUGUCACAGAACUUUGUUACUUUAAAGAGCGACGGCUUCAGAGAUAUCUGCUCGAGGAUGCCAUUGCCACGUUCAAACCGUCCUGUGUGCCUGAGUUGGUCUCGAGAAUCAAAGCCCUGAAAGGAUAUGAUGUCUCUGUCAGCGAAGAGCUAGAGGAGAUGAAGUGGAGCAGUCUGCUUGCACGCAGGUCUAAUGAGAAGAGUAAAAGUUAG